Messenger RNA from Sceloporus undulatus (fence lizard), 2053 nucleotides. RefSeq names its product PIN2 (TERF1) interacting telomerase inhibitor 1 (gene PINX1). Gene Ontology annotation, molecular function: telomerase inhibitor activity; nucleic acid binding. The transcript has 7 exons. Bases 802 to 1854 code for a protein of 350 amino acids. Lineage: Eukaryota; Metazoa; Chordata; Lepidosauria; Squamata; Phrynosomatidae. The record is from RefSeq and is a predicted model, not a curated record. Gene Ontology annotation, cellular component: nucleolus. Gene Ontology annotation, biological process: regulation of ribosome biogenesis.
AAAUGGGAGGAAAAAAAUGCCUUUUGUUGCUUCUGCUCUUAGUUCAGAUGGCAGGAGGGCUAUUUGCAGGGUGGCACCUUCCCCUUGGCCAUGGGGUCACUGGGAGAUUCUCCACGUCCAGGAAAUUUAAUGUCCAUUUGCAACUCAAAGAAGAUGCUUCCUUUGGACUCCAUCAUGUCUCCUUCCUUUGCGAAGCCACAGGCGCCUUUGUAGGUAGAGAACUCUGAAUUUCUUAAGAAGCCUUCAUGUGUUUCAUCAGGAAAACUUUAGGUGAUGCUGGGGUAAAGCAUGCCAAUUUAUUGGUUGGUCGAAUAAAGGUAUAAUUGUUUGGAUGUUAUUGGAUUUAUAUGGCCAACACGGCCACCCCUGGAUGUUUUUUUGGAUUUCAAGAUACUGCAUUUUAGCCAUAAUGGGGAAAUCCUAAAGAGAGAGCCAGGGCACUGGGAGAACAUACCUCCUACAAAGGUAAAACUAUUUUUGUCUAAUAUUGGGACUAGAUUGGCAUGCUUUACUUCUAUACCACCUAAAAUGCCAGUUUUCUAGCGGUCGCUAAAAUGGAUGUAGCAGAAGACGUAAAAGCCAGCCAGCAUCAGAAGGGAAGCACACAGGAAUUUUGUAAUCCAGCCAGCCAGUGAUCCAAGAACUGCACUGCACUGACCUGAAAGAAAUGGAAUGCAUCAAAAUGCCAGAGGCAAGUGGAGAAGGAAGCUUUGAGGCUACCCAACAGAGAGGAUGAACUGAGGUACAAUUGAAUACCAUUGUGCAACCAGAGACAUAUCCUUGGCUGCCACUAACAGGACCAUGACCACGGACACCAAGCAUUGCUCAGCACGUCGCAAGCAGAAGUGGUCUGUGGAUCCCCGGAACAGCACUUGGAGCAAGGAUGAAUCAAAAUUUGGCCAGAAGAUGUUGGAAAAAAUGGGAUGGUCGAAAGGCAAGGGGCUUGGAGCUCAGGAACAAGGCAAUACAGAGCACAUCCGGGUUCAAGUGAAGAACAACACCCUUGGUUUAGGAGCAUCUAUCAGCCAUGAGGACAGUUGGAUUGCUCAUCAAGAUGACUUCAACCAGUUACUGGCAGAACUGAACAACACUCAUGGACAAGAGAUUCCAGAGGCUGUACCCAGAGAGGAAAAGAAAACCUUUAGCCUGGAGGAAAAAUCCAAGACCUCCCGGAAACGGGUUCAUUAUGUGAAAUUUGCCAAAGGCAAAGACCUCUCUUCCCGAAGUGAAGAUGACCUGUCCUGCAUUUUUGGGAAACGUCAGAUCAAAAAAAAGCAGGACGAUGUUGCCAAUGCAGACCCUUCUGAGGAAACCUUGAAAGAAGAGGUUGAGCCACCUGAGCAAGUUGAUGCUGGGAAUACUGUAACCAGCACUUUAACUGUACAGGAAUAUUUUGCACGGCGCAUGGCAAAACGCAAGAAAGCCCAAUGUGGGCAAGACCUCAGGUCGGCUGAUCCUCCUCCAGCAAUAGCUGAAGAGUUGGCAUGUUUGGAAACCCAGCGAAAGAAAAGAAAGAAAGAGAAAGAGGUUGGGCCUGAGAAUGAGAGCAGAAACGCAAAGACAGUAAGCCCUGUGAUUCUUGGUUCAAGUGGGGAAGAAGAGGCUGAACUGGAUACCCAGAAGGAGAAGAGAAAGAAGAGGAAAAAAUCUAAGCACCUGAGUGUUGUUAGCAGUCUUAUUUGCAACAGGUCGCAACAUGCCAUCCCAGAGAAAGGGCUGUGUUAUGUAGAGGCAUCUGAUGCAGAGGACAGUGACUUAAGAGAACAGCAGUCAAAGAAAAAGAAAAAACACAAAAAGCUAAGAAAAGGAGAGGUGGAAAGAGCCAAGCCCAACAAGAAGAAAGAUUCUAGUUAAUGCAUCUCUGCAGACUUCUCAAACAGAAUUAGUCAACCUGCUUUUUGUACAGACAUGCUACGGUUGUACACAUUAGCCAAGUGUCCAAUAUAAAGGAUGUUUUUGGAAACGGUCAUACUCUGCAGUUUGCAACCAAUUCCCUCCUCUUAGCACAGUCAUCCACUCUUUGUAAGACAAUUAAAACUUAUACUGUGUCUUA